Symbiodinium sp. CCMP2592 is the source of this 744-nucleotide messenger RNA. Lineage: Eukaryota; Dinophyceae; Suessiales; Symbiodiniaceae. The record is from the annotation of a GenBank genome assembly.
AUGAGCAAAGCACUCCAGGAGUGCCCUACCAGCGGCUUGCUUUGGGCGAAGGCCAUCGAACUGGAGCCAAAGCAGGGCCAGAACGCAAAGAGCGUCGAUGCCCUCAAGAAAUGCGAGAACGAUGCGCAUGUCAUCAUCGCUGUGGCAAAGCUCUUCUGGCGCGAUGGCAAGAAUGCCAAAGCUCGAAAAUGGUUCAACCGAGCGGUGACGCUGAACCCUAGGCUCGGCGAUGCUUGGGGAGCUUACCUGGCCUUCGAGCUCGAGAACGGCACUUCCCACGAGCAACGAGAGGUGAUCCGAAAGUGCGUGGAUGCGGAGCCCAACCAGGGCCUUGAGUGGAACAAGACCGUCAAGAAGGUGGCGAACUGGCGUGCGAAGUGGGCCGUGAAGCUGAAGCGCUUCGUCGAGGAGGUCUACCCAACAGAGUUCAAUGCCAAGCCGCUGAACCGCGAGGUGGAGCUGCUUUUGCAGGGCGAGGACCCGUACGCUGCCAUGGCGACAGCCCAAGAGGAGGCAGCGGCGGAGAAGGACGAGCUGGACAUCAAGGACGAGGGCGGUGUCAAGCAGGAGUCCUUCGAGCCUGCUACGACAUUCCAGGGAGCCAAACCCGGCUGGUGCUUCAAGAUGGGCAUGCGUGGCCUUGGCUACUACCGCGACCCCAAGCAAGACCAGGGCGCAGGCAUCAAGGGGGAAGUCAAGCAGGAGGGCAAAGCGAAGGUCAAGGAGGAGGACGAGAAGAAGUGA